This is a messenger RNA of Theobroma umbraticum, 765 nucleotides long. NCBI's taxonomy places the organism in Eukaryota, Viridiplantae, Streptophyta, Magnoliopsida, Malvales, Malvaceae. The record is from RefSeq and is a predicted model, not a curated record.
GUAGUAGCUCACAUCUCAUCUUUCCAUGACCCCGAGAGAGCCAUUUUGCAUCUCAUACACAGCUAAAAGAGAGAGAGACCAAACUGUGUGGGUCGAAUGAUGCAAGAAGAAACGGUCAUCAUCGUCGGAGCCGGCCCCUCCGGCCUGGCCACAGCGGCUUGCCUUAAUUUCCACUCGAUCCCUUGCAUAAUCCUUGAAAGAGAAGAUUGUUUUGCUUCGCUUUGGAAGAAAUAUGCCUAUGAUCGUCUCCAUCUUCACUUAGAUAAGCAAUUCUGCGUGCUUCCUUACAUGCCAUUUCCCGACUCUUAUCCGAGCUAUAUCUCAAAAGAACAAUUCGUAAGCUACAUGGAUGAUUACGUUUCUCAUUUUAAGAUCAGUCCUUUGUACCGGAGAUGCGUCGAGUUGGCCAAGUUCGAUGAGGCAAGCAAGAACUGGGUCGUCAAGGCCAGGAACUUGGGUUCUGGAGAGGUUGAGGAGUUCAAGGGGAGGUUUUUGGCGGUGGCUAGUGGAGAAACAAGCAACCCUUAUACACCAGAGAUUGAAGGAUUGAAUACUUUCCCUGGAGAUGUUCUCCAUUCAACCCAGUUCAGAAACGGCAAGGCCUUUAGUGACCAGAACGUUUUGGUUGUUGGGUCUGGCAAUUCUGGCAUGGAGAUCGCUCUGGACCUGGCAAAUCACGGUGCCAAAACAUCCAUAGUUGUUCGCAGCCCGGUUCACAUUCUUUCAAAGGAGAUGCUGUACGUGGGGUUAAUUCUAUUGAAGUAU